GAAUGUGGAUUGCUACUUUCAUACGUAUAUUUACGUCACCUUGAAGGAAAGCAUUCGUGGCAUUGUUUUGUUCCUUUUUCGUUAGAUCCGUUUCUCGCGAAUAGUGUGGUCGGCAUAAUGGUGUGCAUCUCGUGUGUCGUGGUCCCGGUGGUGCUGUACAUCUGGCACCGGUUCCUGCAGCCGCUGAUACUCCGAUUCUGGAACCCGUGGGGCGCAGUGGAGGCGAGCGGCACGUCCCAGCCGGCCGCAGAGCCGCUCAAGUGUCCGUUCAGCGGGCCGGGCGCCGACACGGCGGCCGCCGGCGCCGGGGAGAAGAGCGCCGCAGCGCCGCCGCCGGCCGCCUGUCCCGCCUCCGGGCACGUCAAAGGAGACUGACGAGCCGGGCGGGUAGCGGCACUGGGGAUGACACUUGCGGACUGGAGACGGCAUUAGGGUCGGGACAGCGACUUUUCUGCACUGGACGAGCGGACUGACCGCCGCCGGCGUACUGAUCUGACGCUGGCGUGGGAGCGACUGUGACAUCGCGAAUAGGAAUAUGUUUAUGUUUUAUCUAUAAUGAACAGCUGUGCUUGUGGAACAAUAGAUCCGGGGUCGAAUGGUCCUGUGCGUCAGUAACUAUAAUUGGAAGGCAAGAUGUAGAUGACUAGCCAUGCCAUAUUGUGGUGGUGUUAGCGUCAGUUGGUUGUUGUGCUGGUGUGCAUCGUUUUGUGUGAAUGUGCAUCGUCACCCGUCAGUUAGUUCAUUGACUGGGCUGUCAUCGCCCAGUGGCAUUUAUUUUUGGAUCUAUCAGUUAUUUGAGCUAUUGAGAACCUGUCAACAAUAAUCAUGUGUACCGUGUAAUUCGCGAACUAAGGUCAAGAACCCCACGAUAUAUAAAGCUAUAGCCGAUAGAAAUCAGAAGCACAUAAUCUUCCGUCGUCUGUCGAUGUUCAUAUUUUCAAAUGUGCAUCGUUAUGGAUCGUGGGAAGCAUGCAAUACAUAAUAAAAAUAUGUCUAUU
Amphibalanus amphitrite is the source of this 998-nucleotide messenger RNA. RefSeq names its product UPF0729 protein AGAP000931-like. Lineage: Eukaryota; Metazoa; Arthropoda; Thecostraca; Balanomorpha; Balanidae. The coding region runs from base 118 to 375 and encodes 85 amino acids. The transcript is spliced from 2 exons. The record is from RefSeq and is a predicted model, not a curated record.